Molecule: messenger RNA, 4119 nt
Organism: Ustilago hordei
Lineage: Eukaryota; Fungi; Basidiomycota; Ustilaginomycetes; Ustilaginales; Ustilaginaceae
Exons: 1
Coding region: 1-4119 (1372 amino acids)
Biological process (GO): regulation of DNA-templated transcription; DNA-templated transcription
Molecular function (GO): DNA binding; zinc ion binding; DNA-binding transcription factor activity, RNA polymerase II-specific
Source: RefSeq, a predicted model, not a curated record
AUGUCUUCUCCCGACACCAAACAGAACGAUUCCGGUCGCAUCCGAUCCAGUCGAGCAUGCCUUCAUUGUUCUCGUCGCAAGGUCAAAUGUGAUGGUCUGCAGCCCUGUAACAAUUGCACAAAGGAAUCCGUCCUUUGCGAGUACGGCGCUCAGAAGAAGCGAGGCCCCCCAAAGGGAUGCGAUCCUCGAGGUGGCCGUAAGAAAAAGCUUCAAGAGCCACCUGCGACCACACUCGCCAAACGCAAAGCGCCGUCAUCGUCCAAGAAGGACCCCCCACCGAGUAACACCAACGAGGUUCCCAUAGCCGCAACCCCUAUUCGCAAGCCAUCGACAACCAACAAGAGCGCAGCUUCCUCCUCAUCUUCAUCACAGCCCUCUCAGUCGGAUCAUGAAUCAAGCCGCUCCGAUCCACUAAAGCGAGAUCUGCAAGCUAGCCAAAGAGGUGUAGCGUCGACGUCGCAACCUCCUAUCGCUUCCCUCACCGCCAGACCUUCCUCUGAUGCCCGCAGCUCUCCAAACGAGAGACCAACAGCACCAUGCCAUCUUUCCUCCUCUUCGCAAGCCCACCACGACCCUCACCGAGCAUGGUCCAGACCUUCCGCGCCACAGCCCAGCCGCUCCAGUCCGUCUCUUUCGAGGCAUUCUUCUUACCUCGCUGACAUCACAACCGCAGCGACCACCUUAUCGAGCCAUUCUUUCCCUGCCGCAGAUCAUGCUCCUCAGCAUGCCUCUGCAGAUCACAAGCAGCCCUAUCCGCAUGCGCCACCACCUUUACAUCAUCACGACAGCUAUCACCCCUCCAGCCAUUCGUGCGGUGCCGGCCCCUCGUCCUCUGUUGAACCUGCCCUUCCUUUGCAACCAGCCUCCUCGGGACAGCUCUACGAUCCUUAUCCGCUUCAGGCGCCUAUGCGCAACUUUCACCGAUCUUCGCCUCUGGCCUCUCAUCCUUCCAUGCUCCCGCCUCAUGCUUUUGCGUCCGCAACGUCAUCCAACCUGCCAUCCCAUCCUCCACAGGAUGCAGCUCGACACACGCCAGCAGACCGUGCAGAUGUUUCUACUUGGUCUUCUGGCCGCUCCAACACGGCCACCACAUUCGCUUCGCCGCGCUCUCAUGCAACUCGUAGCUUAUACGAAUGCCCCGUCGGCCACUAUCAGUCCGGCACAUCUCCGUUCGAUCGCGCAUCAGCAAUGCCGUCAGCUUCGACUUUGUCGAGUCGCCAUCCUGUCUCGGCAAGUAGGUUGACCGAGCCAUCCAGUGGCAACACUACUCAGCCAGGUCCCGCAAAUGCUGCUUCGUCCUCGUCGCACAACACAGGCCUCAGUACCUCGCCUGCCCUUACUGGCCAUUCACACGCCUAUAGUCCAUCCUCCACUGCAAUGCCACAUCGACCGUGGUACAACGGCUCGCAACCAUCCUCACCGCGAGAUCCAAACUCAAUCUCACGGUCUCAGAUCUCAUCUCCUGGCGCCAACUGGCUUGAUCACCACAUUCGCCCCGCUUCGGCAGCCGCUAACCAUCCUCACGUCUCUUCUCGAGUUCAUCUUGAGGAUCGGCUGCCACCACAUAUUUUGCAACGACUACUCGACAUCUAUCGAGUAUUUGUGCAUCCGCACUGGCCUGUCAUCUACCUGCCCUCCGUCACUUCGCUCCAUUCGCUCAAGCGUUCACGUCCCAUCGUCUUUGAGGCCAUCCUUGCCGUAGCAUCCAACACCUUUGAUGCCUAUCUCGAUGCUGCUGCUGACGACGAUCGCCAGAGCUCCAACCCGGUCCUGGAGUUGCUCUAUGCAGAGUCGCCACAAGGCACUGAGCCCUCCUGGAAGUCAAACGAGCUCCGUGACCACUUUGUGCACCGAGUCAAGACCCGCAUCUUUGAGGGCAAGUUUACCCAGGAUGUCGGUACGAUCCAGGCCGCCAUUCUUAUCAGCGUCAUCGAGCUCGGGUGCGGCAACCCCUCAAGCGCGUUUCAAUUUGGUGGAAUCGCAUGUAGAAUGGCACUAGACAUGAACCUUCAUCGAUGCACCACCCAAUCCUCAUCUGCACCAGCAGGUAGCAGCAGCGGGUGCCAAAGUCACUACUCGUCCCCUCACAAUGGUGGAGACACGAACAACGCUAAGACAGGCCAGUACAGAUCCUCACAGCUGCAAGAACGACUGCGUACUUUCUGGGCAUGCUUCAUUCUCGAUAAGAUCCUCUCCACUGCUUUGGACAAGCCUGCCCAGCUUCGCAGUGCUGAGAUAGAAGCAGAUUGGCCAUCCGUUCAAGAAGCUGAUGAGUACGAUCUCUGGCUGAACGAGACAACGCGCAAGUUUGUCGAAAAGAGCCAACUGCCACGCCUCGAAGGUGUCAAGGUACAUGCGCUAAGCAGCUUCAAAGCUUGGGCCGAAGUCAUGGCUAUCCUCGAACGCAUCCUCGAACAAGUCUACAGUCCCCAAGCAAAGCGCGAUCGACGCCGUACCAAUGGCGCUUCCGACUACGAAGCGCUGCUGAGGCUCAACGACCGCCUCACCAAAUGGCGAGCUGACUUGCCUUCCCACCUCAAGUGGUCAGGCACCUGGACAUCACCAGAGCUCUUGUCAUCCACUUCAUCCCAGCAUAGCUCUGCUGAUCGCAAAGAAUCUGAGCCCCACCGCGGCCUGCCGCCACAGAUCCUCACCUUGCGCUCAUGGUACUGCAUCUGCCUAAUUCUUUUGCAUCGACCGCGUGUGCCAAAGUUGCUCGAGGGACCAAAAGAGCGUGGUGCAGCAUCUGCAGAAGAGUCUGCUCAAGUUGCCGCAAAGGACGCCGAAGAGCCAACAUCAUCAACGAAGAAAGGAAAGAAAGGUGCAGCCCAGCCAGCGAAGAAAGGCGCACAGGCUUCGGCGAAGGACAAGCGCCCUGAGCCAGCCGGACUCGACAUUUGCAACGCUGCUGCCAAAGAGGUUUGCGAUAUCUUGCAUGUCUAUGGCUCCUCCUUCCGCAUCCGCAAAAUUUCCAGCAGCUGGGUCUACCUCAUUUUCCAGAGUGCAACCAUCCACGCCGCCAUUGCAGCUAGCAAGAGCGUUGUGGCUUUCAAAGCGCGCCAGUCGUCGAUCUGGAGUCGAAGAGGCUCCAAGAUGCGUCUCAACGAGCCAGCAUCUUCUGCAGCAGACUCGCACAGCGGCAACGAUUUGGGAGCGCCAAUGGGUUGCGAAGACGACCCUGAAAUGCACGCAGGCGGCGGCGAUGAAGCUCAUCAUGUUACGGAGGCUGACCUGGAGGGCUCAUCAGAGCUCGUCAAGACCAGCGCGAGAUAUUUGGCCGAAUGUGUGCGGUAUCUCAAGCGUAUUGGACCAACAUGGAAGAGUGCCUCUAAUCACGUUGCUGUCCUUCGCAACUUAUGCAUUGCAAGUGCUCAGGCUAGGCCACACAGUCCAACAGUGCUAGAGUUGAACGGCAACGAUCAGCGAGCGGCAGGCUACAGUGGCAACAAUAGCAUGAUCAAGCGUGAGGAUCAGCAUGGCUCAGCCUCAGCUUCAGGCACGAAUCGUGCAGAUCUUAGCUCAUCCGGCGGUCUCGAUGUGUCGCACCACGGCUUGCAGCAUCAGAUCGGCCAAAACGGUCCUAUUGUGCCAAGUCAACAUGCAAACGGCGGCACCCAGCAACACAGCCAUCCUACCGCACAUCAUGAUCAGCAAAUCUUCCAAGGUCAUGACGGAAAGGCGCAGAGCCUAAACAUCGGUGAUGCCCCCGCCAUGGGUAUUGGAUCGACUGACCAUCUGCAAGCCCAUUUCCUCCAUCCUCCGGGCUACCCGCAUGAUCAGAUGCAGCCGCCUAAUCCCGGUCUUGCUGUUCAGCAACGCCACCCUCACCAGCAGCAGCAGCAGCACCACCACCACCAGCAUCACCCGCAAAUGCAGCAAGCGCUCUAUCCAAUCAAUGCAAACGACUCGGCAUUCUGGGCAUCCAUGCCUGUCGCUUCAGAAAGAUACAAUGAGUGGGACGAGUUCUUCAAGGCUUUCAAUCCGAGCUCAGCGAGCACAGACGUUGCAUCGCAGAAUGCGAACUACCAUCCGACAGCAGCAAUGGACUUGAUCACUGCAUUGCAGGAUCCGAACAGAUUGUUGAGUGGGUUGGGCCCGCAGCAGGGUCCUCAGCAGUAG